Molecule: messenger RNA, 2150 nt
Organism: Corythoichthys intestinalis (scribbled pipefish)
Lineage: Eukaryota; Metazoa; Chordata; Actinopteri; Syngnathiformes; Syngnathidae
Product: TNF receptor-associated factor 2-like
Exons: 10
Coding region: 229-1938 (569 amino acids)
Biological process (GO): regulation of apoptotic process; positive regulation of canonical NF-kappaB signal transduction; protein K63-linked ubiquitination
Cellular component (GO): cytosol; cytoplasmic side of plasma membrane
Molecular function (GO): ubiquitin-protein transferase activity; tumor necrosis factor receptor binding; zinc ion binding
Source: RefSeq, a predicted model, not a curated record
CAACACAGCAUCAGUACUGGACUGGCUGCCUGCCUGGUACUUUUACCACAUGACAAGGCGGUAUAUUGCACGCUUUUGCGUAUGGAGAUAUGUAUUUCCGUCCGCACUCAAGUAGCAAUGAUAUUUUACUGGUUUAACGCUAAACCCACUUUUCGCUGUGUUUGUUACUUUGCUUUCUUGAACAUACCCCACUGAGCGAGUACCCCGAUAUUGUUCAAGGGGAAUAUAAUGGCUGCACAGGAGCCGUCUCCACCAUCUUCCCUGGAAGGAAAUAAACCAGGCUUCCCAAAGAAAAUUUUGGCCAACAGCCUUGAAGACAAGCAUUUGUGUAAUUCUUGUCUGAAAAUCCUCCGGAGGCCCUUACAGGCGCAAUGUGGUCACCGCUUUUGUUCGUUCUGUUUCAACAAAAUAGUGAGUUCUGGACCUGAGAAAUGCGAUGCUUGCAUCAAAGAAGACUUAUUUGAGGAACCCACUUCGAUUCUCAAACAAGGAGGUGCUUUUCCAGACAAUGCAGCUCGUAGAGAAGUGGAAGCCUUGGCAGCUGUUUGCCCCAAUGAAGGAUGCACAUGGACUGGGACUGUCAAAGACUUUGAGCUUAGCCAUGAGGGCAACUGUGACUUUGCCAUCAUCUUGUGCCCUUCCUGCAAAGAGUUGAUGAGAGCCAACGAACAAGAACGCCAUGAUGAGCGAGAAUGUCCAGAGAGGACACUCAACUGUAAAUACUGCAAAGAACCGUUCCUUUUAAAGAACAUCAAGGCUCACGAUGAAAUAUGCCCGAAGUACCCAAUGAUCUGUGAAGGUUGUGCAAAGAAAAAGAUACCCAGAGAAAAGUAUGUGGACCAUAUUAAGUUCUGCAGUAAAUUUAAAGCACCAUGCAGAUUUCAUGUUGUUGGCUGCGAUACGUCUGUGGAGAAGGAGAAGAUCUAUGACCACGAACGCCAAUGUUCAUACGAACACCUCAACCUACUUUUGCAUUUCAUCAUGGGUAUCAAGGUGAGCCUGGAGAGCCUGCAGCCUCAGAGCCUAGAGAUAGCUGGUCACAAGUUGCAUGAACUCCACCAGUCCCUCAGAGACUUAGAACUCAAGAUGAGCCAAUUUGGUGGAGGUGGCACCACAGCUUCCGGGCAGGGUGCAUGCGCGCCAACCCUAACCACCUCAUUCACGCCACUGCCGAGUGCUGUGGGUGCUGCCCUGGAGCUGCAACUCCAAAGUGAAAAGACCAAGGUGGUAGAGUUGAGCCGACGGUGCCAAGAGCUGGAGCUGAAAGUGAAUACAUUCGAGAACAUCGUUUGUGUCCUCAACCGAGAGAUGGAGCGCUCAUGCACUACUAUGGAAGCCUACAACCGACAACAUAGACUGGACCAGGAUAAAAUUGAGAUCCUCAAUAACAAGGUUCGUCAGUUGGAGAGAACUGUAAGUCUGCGGGAACUGUCCAUCGUAGAGAUGGAGGGAAAGAUAAGGGAGAUGUCAGCAGCCACAUAUGAUGGAACUUUUGUGUGGAAGAUCUCUGAUUUUACGAAGAAGAGACAGGACGCUGUUGCUGGCAGAGCACAUGCUAUGUUCUCCCCUGCCUUUUACACAAGUAAAUAUGGCUACAAGAUGUGCUUGCGUAUCUACCUAAAUGGAGAUGGGACAGGACGGGGCACUCAUUUAUCUCUCUUCUUUGUGGUGAUGAGAGGACAUAGCGACGCACUCCUUAAAUGGCCUUUUAAUCAGAAGGUCACCCUAAUGCUGCUCGACCAGAACAACAGGGAGCACAUAAUCGAUGCUUUCCGGCCCGACAUCUCAUCCUCGUCCUUCCAGAGGCCCGUCAGUGAUAUGAACAUUGCCAGUGGCUGCCCACUCUUCUGUCCGCUCUCCAAGCUAGACACUAAAAACUCUUACAUUCGUGAUGAUACUAUUUUCAUCAAGGCCACUGUUGACCUCACAGGCCUUUAGACUUAAAUUUGCCAUUUGUUUCACUACUAACUGCCAUUUCUCUUUAGGGUCUGUCAAAUGGCUUUGCCAUUGGUAAUAUGCAAGUGUUGGAAAGUUUUCUUAUAGUUUACCAUCAAAGACAAUGUUUUAAAAAUAUGAACACAAAUAUUUAUUUACCACCUACGUCUUUAAGUACAAACCGGUGACAGGUAUUUAUUGUGUGUGUGUGUGUG